Messenger RNA from Podarcis muralis (Common wall lizard), 4749 nucleotides. RefSeq names its product G protein-coupled receptor 75 (gene GPR75). Gene Ontology annotation, molecular function: C-C chemokine receptor activity. NCBI's taxonomy places the organism in Eukaryota, Metazoa, Chordata, Lepidosauria, Squamata, Lacertidae. Gene Ontology annotation, biological process: G protein-coupled receptor signaling pathway. The record is from RefSeq and is a predicted model, not a curated record. Gene Ontology annotation, cellular component: plasma membrane.
GCACUCCCGCCGAGGUGCGCGCGCGCGCGCUGCCCUCCCUUCCCCUCCCGGCCCUUGUUUUUGGGGUCGUGCGCGAGAGCGGAGGCGGGGUGGGCAAGAUCCCUCGGGGGCUGCGCGGCGAGCAAACCGGAGGACCCCCGCCCCUCUGGCCGGGAGCCGCCGUUGCGCAUUUGGAGAGCCCCAGCAAAGCGCGCGCCGCCAACCGCGCAGCAUCGUGUGCGGGCUUCGCGGUGGCGGCGGCGGCGGGCGACACCCCCUCCCUCCUUUCCCAUCUCUCUCUCCAUCCCCCCCUCCAAUGCACAAGCGAGGUCCAUCCUCUCCCGCACGUCGGCGAUGACUUCAGCGUCCGCCCGCCGCCUCCGGAGCUGCCCUGGGCAGCCCGGCCGGGAGAAGAUGCUCCCCGCUCCCUGCGCGCCGAGGCACAAGGCGAGCGGCGCCCGCUGCUUCCCCGGAGCCGGCGCUGGGCUUCACCCACCAUGGACUUCAAGCUUCUAAUGGGAGGCGAUUGAUUCUGAGGUGCCGGAACCGCAGAGCAUUGCUUCCUGUGAGGAUGAACCUGACAGGCUGGGCUGAGGCGAAGUGGACAGACCGCUCCAAUUCCUCCGCACAGCCACCGCCACCACACCCUCGGGGCAGCAAUGACACCUUUUCUUUCCAAGGAGACCUCCAAGACAUCAUCCACACAGCCACCUUGGUGACGUGCACCUUCCUGUUGGCCGUCAUCUUCUGCCUGGGCUCUUACGGCAACCUCAUCGUCUUCCUGUCCUUCUUUGACCCGGCCUUCCGGAAGUUCCGCACCAACUUUGACUUCAUGAUCCUCAACCUGUCCUUCUGCGACCUCUUCAUCUGCGGAGUGACUGCCCCCAUGUUCACCUUUGCCCUGUUCCUGGACUCGGCGGCGGGCAUCCCUGACGCUUUCUGCUUCACCUUCCACCUCACCAGCUCCGGUUUCAUCAUCAUGUCCCUCAAGACAGUGGCCGUCAUCGCCCUUCACCGGCUCCGCAUGGUCUUGGGCAAGCAGCCCAACCGGACGGCCUCUUUCCCUUGCACCCUUUUGCUCACCUUGGCCUUGUGGUCCAUGAGCUUCACCCUUGCGACGCUGGCCACCAUGAGGACCCAGAAAUCCCGCCUCUGCCUCCCCAUCUCCAGCCUGGUCAUCGGCGAGGGGAAGGUAGUCCCUUACUUGUACGUCAUCGACUUCAUCUGUUGCGUGGUGGUGGUGUCCGUCUCCUACAUCAUGAUCGCCCAGGCCUUGAGGAAGAACGCCCAGGUGUGCAAAUGUCCCCCCAUCAUCACAGUCGAUGCAUCCAGGCCUCCGCCGUUGAUCGGACCCCUUGCUGCUGGGUGCGCUGACGGCGUGCAGUGCGCCGUGCCCGCCCUCUACAGAAACCAAAACUACAACAAGCUGCAGCACAUCCAAACCCACACGUACACAAAGAACCUCAGCCAGCUGCCCGCAACUGCGGCCAGCAAGUUCCAGCUGGUGUCGACCGUGAACUUGUCGACAGCCAAGGACUCGAAGGCCGUGGUGACGUGUGUCGUCAUUGUCCUCUCUGUGUUAGUCUGCUGCCUCCCUCUCGGCAUCUCCCUGGUGCAGGAUGUUCUGUCCCGGAACAGCGGCUUCAUCCUCUACCAGUUCGAACUGUGCGGCUUCACCCUCAUCUUCUUCAAGUCCGGGCUGAACCCUUUCAUAUAUUCCCGGAACAGCGCGGGGCUGAGAAGGAGGGUCCUUUGGUGCCUCCAGUACUUCGCCCUCGUCUUCUUCUGCUGCAAGCAGAAGACGCGGCUCCGCGCCGUGGGCAAAGGGAGCCUGGAGGCCAACCGCAACAAGUCGUCCCACCACGAGACCAACUCCGCUUACAUGCUGUCUCCGAAGCCUCAGAAGAAGUUUGUGGACCAGGCCUGCGGCCCGAGUCACUCCAAGGAGAGCAUGCUGAGCCCAAAGGCUUCCGCCGGCCGCCAGCAUUACGCAGCCCACAGCAGCUCUACUCCUAUGAACACUCGCAUCGAACCUUAUUACAGCAUCUAUAACAGCUGCCCUUCCCAGGAGGUGAGCACUCCCAACAGCCUGCAGCCCACAAACUCUCCCUUUGGAUUCGCCAACUCCUACAUCGCCAUGCACUAUCACGCCAUGACGGACGUGGUGAGGGAUUUCGACAGUACUUCUGCUAAGCAGAUACCGGUUCCCUCGGUGUAGCUACCGGGAGCUGAGACUCUUUGACGUCCGACCGCAGUGACGGCCGACCUUUUUCUUUGUGUGUGUGUGUGCCCAUGCGGCAAAUAUGCCCCCACGGGUCAUCCAAAGCAUGAUUUCAUGCCCCUCUCGUACGCAUCGCAGCAGGGAUAGCCGCGGUGGUGCCCUUCAGAAGCUGGACUACAACUCCCAUCCACACUGGCCAGGGAUGAUGGGAGUUGUAGUCAAGCAACAACUAGAGGGUGCAAGGUUGGCUCUAAAGCAUUUUUGCCUUCAGUCUGCUGAGCAGCUGGCGCACGAAGGGACAGGAGUAGCUAUGCCUCAGCCAGGCUUCUGAGCUCUCCUGUCCCGGCCUGCUUCUGAUAUUUGAUUUCGCAGGUUGGCCACAUGUUUUCCUACUAUCUCUCUAGUUCUCUUUCCCCCCCAUCUUUCAAGAUUUCUGGUUACUAGUCCUCAAGGCUCAGUGGGUGUUAUUCCCCCACCCUGCCCAAAGUAUUCCCUUCACCACCCUCAAACACAAUGCUGCUUUUUCUGUCAAAAGAGCAGACAACCAUGAAAUCACCUGUGGCAGCUCUGCUUUAAGACUGGACCGGGUAUUGUUUUACCGUUUUUGUGUGUGUGUGGUAUCCUCAUGAAAGUGCACGGUUUUAAGCAUUGGCAGAGCUUUCUAAAAGUUUCUACUCCGAAUUGUGUGUAUAUAUAUAUUACUGGUUUGAUGCGGAACCUUGCUUUUCUAUUUAUUUAUUGAAGAGUGUUUAACUGUGCUGGUUGGCAAAGCAUGUGGAGUGGCAAACCCUAUCCCCAAACCAGGAUUGGGACCAAGAUUGAGAGGGCUUUCAGCGGCCCCUGCAUCGGUGGACCCCCUACUGCUGAUGCCUAUUCUGGACCUCCUUUUAAUUUAAUUCCCCCCCCCCCAGUGCAGUGGGCUUCCCAGCUGUGGCAGCAACCAUAUCACUUCCUUUUCCCCCCAUCCCAUAGUCUCUGUGUUAACUCAACUUCUGGGGUAUUGUGGGAGUGGGUGGUGGAAUGGGACACCCAAGAUCAGGCAUAGGCAAACUCGGCCCGCCAUAUAUUUUUUGGCCUACAACUCCCAUGAUCCUUAGCUAACAGGACCAGUGGUCAGGGAGGAUAGGAAUUGUAGUCCCAAAACAUCUGGAGGGCUGAGUUUGCCUAUGCCUGCCCAAGACGGUGGCUGGAUGCUGCUCAGCACUACCAUCGUAAUUAUUAUUAUUAUUAUUUAAUUAAAAGUUAUCAGAAGGUGGGCUCCUUAGAGUGUCAGGGCCAUAGCUUCUGUGAAAGGAUACAGCCCAUGCGCCGAAUCCUCUCCUAUCCCCAGUUGUAUAUAUAUACUCUGUCAGGACCAGAGUUUAUUUUACAGUUUUGCUUCGCUGCGUUUCGAAAGAAUUUCGAAAGCUACACGCACUGGGAAAACUUUACAGAAAGUGUUUUUAAAUCCUUGGGUUUACUGUUAACAAGGAAAUGUCAACUUUUAUGUAUGUUGAGGACAUGAGAUGCCUUCUUCUCAGGCAAGUCAGUCUUGUAAAUAAUUCCAAGUUACUAGUCCACAGCGUUUUUGUGUUCGCUGAUUUGUCCGAAACCUUAGCGCGCUUUGAUUCGUGAAUGACAUGAAAGGCAACCACACUUACGAUUUUUUGUCACUGGCAACAAAGCACAUGGCUAUUUACAAGCCCCUUUUAAAAUAUCUCUCUGCACCCCCACCCCUUCUAAUAUAGGCCUGUUCUUAUCCUCCAGUCAGAACAGUCUCUGGGGGAUUGUGUUACUUUGGCAGAGCGUUCAGUCCCACCUCUUAGCAAUGCAACUGCAGCACAUGAGGAAUUCUGCUUGCUUGUUUUAACUCUAGAUAUGGUGAGGGGUUGGGCACGCACAUGCAAUUUUAAACUCUUGCAAAUCACGAAGGCUAGAAAGUAACCAAACUCCCUGCCUGCCCUCUCUCUCCCCCCCCCCCGCCCCCCAUUAAAAGUUGAGAUUUCAGGGGCCCAAUUUCCGCACUUCUCAUUCUUGCAUAAUGUAAAUGCUCUUUGCAAGAGCCCACAUCUCUUCUUGUUACAUGAUUAUAUGUGUCUUUUGCAAUAACUGUCUCAUAAUUGCAGACCAAUUGUAUUAUGCGAGCAUCGGUGCUUAUAAAAGGACCAUUCUAGAAAAAAAUAUCAAGGACUGAUUUAAUUUUUAAUGGUUUUUUUUGCUAGAUAAUCAUAGGCACCGUAAGACCUAACACAAGCAAAACUGAGUGCAGUAUGUGAAUGAUGGUUGUGCAGAAUCUGUUAGGGAAGUAAUAUUUUGCUAAAAUAUUUCACGUUAGUCAUUUUCUCAUUCCCAAAACAUUAGAGGAAGAACCUUGCUGUUAGCCCUUGUGUUUCUUUGGUAUUUUAGGGUGUGUGUAUUUUUUUAUAUAUAAAAAAUCUCACAUGCUGUCAUGAUCAUAAAGGGAUAUCUAAGGAUACGGAUCAAACUUUUCCUUCUAUUCUGUGCCAAUUCGUACUUAAUGUGUUCUCCUACAAUAAAGGAGUCUCCGUGUUCUGUGAUGUUUUGACCAA